AUGGUUCCCUCGAGAUUUCCUGCUAGGUUCCAGAAGCCCCUCUCCGUUGCAACGGGAAUACCUGCAGCUGGCACCGGUUUGAGAUCGUCUUUUUUACCAUCAAUAGGCCCGAACGCAUCUUCAGCCACAUGUCCAACAUGUGGCGGAGCAGGUGCCCCUGGCUCCACCACCAAUGUGGAUGCAGCACCAACCUUUGCACCCUCAGAGAUGCUCUCUGCCCAGCUUACAACGGUGCUUUCCGAUGGGCUUCCAUCUGCGCCCAUGGCCUCGUCCAUAUAUAAUAUCGAGCUUGAUUCCAUUGAGGACAAGCCUUGGAGACAGCCUGGGUCGGAUAUUACCGACUAUUUCAACUAUGGGUUUGACGAACAAACCUGGAGGCUCUAUUGUCUGCGGCAAAAGUCGCAACGCGAAGAGGCACACCAAUCGCGGCGUAUUGGCGUAUCAUGUAGACCGAAAUUGUCGGCCUCUCAUAGGAUACCUGCGCCGAGCACAAUCAGCCCCCCAUCUGCGGAGUAUUACUUUGGAGAGGAGAGCAAAAGCCCACAGUCAACCAGGAGGCAUCGAUCGCGAUCGCGGUCACGAGGUGACUCUAGAAAGACAGAGCGCAGGUCUGAAACCCGCCGCUCAGACCACGAAUCAAAGGAUCGUCCAGACCACAGGGCUGGUGACAAGGCCAGCUCCGCAUCGUCGUCAUAUUCGCGCUCAAACUUUUCACGCACAUUUUCGUCGUCAUCUUCCUCCAACAGCAGUCGAAAGCCGUCGUCUUCUUAUCGCAGUUGA
Molecule: messenger RNA, 780 nt
Organism: Mitosporidium daphniae
Lineage: Eukaryota; Fungi; Microsporidia
Exons: 2
Coding region: 1-780 (259 amino acids)
Cellular component (GO): mRNA cleavage and polyadenylation specificity factor complex
Molecular function (GO): RNA binding
Source: RefSeq, a predicted model, not a curated record